This is a messenger RNA of Amoebophrya sp. A120, 1125 nucleotides long. The record is from the annotation of a GenBank genome assembly. NCBI's taxonomy places the organism in Eukaryota, Dinophyceae, Syndiniales, Amoebophryaceae.
AUCGUUCGCAUGAUGAUUUGUUUGGUUUUUGUUUACCACUUCUCAGUUCCUCUCCUUUUGAGAAUUCAAAUUCUAAAGGCCUCGGCCUCCACGGUUUGAAACCAGUUGACUAACCAAAAUCUGCUCUCAAUUUCUCAAGCAGUUGUUGAAGAAUCAAUUUUUUCCCAGGAGCAACCGCAAGCCACUUGAUACAAGAUGUGUCUGCAAAGCAAGGUUGUCGAGAUCAUCGAUCUCGAGGCGCGGUCCCGAGGCGUUCCCAUGCAGAAGUGUCCCUAUGGGACUAUUCCCGUGCCAGCGCAUGUGGUGCAGUUUUCGAUGGCCGAUGAACAAAGUCCGGAACACAAAGACGGCGUCGAAAUGUUGGCAGCGCAGGCACAAAAGCUCGCCCGGAUGUUGACACCGGAACAGGAAUAUGGGCGCGACGUCGCGACCAUCGUGUUUUUCUCGGCGCUUCUCCUCUUCUGGCUAGUGGUUUGCGGAGUUGCCAUGGCGAUGGAGUUGGUGUUGUGGAAUUUUUAGCUGCAGGCGGGUGAUGACGACCUCAUGACCUGGUACGCAGAUGCCGCUGGCGACACCCUGUCCCGUUCUUGCGACUCGAAUGUCAGUGCUCUCGAUUGCUGGUACAGCGACGAGCUGGAGUCAACUGCGAGUGACGUCUCGGGAAGCACGCAUGCCACGACGUGGACCAACGUCAGCCACGGGCGAUGGCUCAAGCAGUAAAAGGAAGACCUCCAAGAACAUAAGUAUUCACAGCUAAAAAAGUGAUGUUUCUCAUGAUUUUCUCUAAGCAUCUUCACAGCACUCACCACACUUUCUCUACACAUUACAGUUUCGCACAGCAAAUAUCUCUCCGCAUAGUACAACACGUUUAUUCACAUCAGGUACCCGAUCCUUUUGGUAGCCUCAUGAAAGACAGAUGCGCCCUUUUCGAAUUUGUUUUUACACGCAAACAAGAACUACGCGAAAGCGUUUGCCUACCCAUCAUUUUCUCCUUGAGACCCAGAAUAUUCACCAUACUUCUCCAGUGGAGACGGUCCUCAUGCACGUGUACAUAAGAGCCUCUGAAAGCAUUCCACGCCUAACAAGGAUGUUGCCACUAGCUGUAUUUCUGAUGUUUCAAGAAUU